AUGGUCACGGUCGUCGUCCCGCCCGCGGCCGCCAAGGUGACGCUUGCGUACGCCGGCGCGUUCCUCUUCAACAUCCUCAUCCAAGUCGUCGGGAAGGUCCGGUCGAUCCGGGCCUUCAAGGCGCUCAAGGCCGCGACCAGCACGAAGGAGCGCUACAACCGGUACACGAGCGACGUGCUGAUCGCGGCCGACCGCUCCGUGGGCAACUUUGUCGAGUGGCAAGGCGUCUUCCUCUCGCUCUUCUGGGCGAAUGCGCUCGUGACAGGCAACGAGAUCGAGCUCGGGUACGUGUACGUGGCCAUCCGCCUCUUGUACCCGAUCCUGGCGCAUGCCGGCGGCGUCACGCAGGCCGGCCCGCGCCCGCUCAUCUUUCUCGCGACCGUGCCCGGCUACUACGUCCUCGCGCGCUACGCCUACCUCCUCUACCAGGCCCUCUACCCGCUGCCGUGCUGCCACGUGUAG
Messenger RNA from Saprolegnia parasitica CBS 223.65, 462 nucleotides. RefSeq lists its product as hypothetical. Lineage: Eukaryota; Oomycota; Saprolegniomycetes; Saprolegniales; Saprolegniaceae. The record is from RefSeq and is a predicted model, not a curated record. The transcript has 2 exons. Bases 1 to 462 code for a protein of 153 amino acids.